GCGAAUCACCAAGAACCUAGCCAGGAAACACUCAACUUCAUUGAUCAGAAUCGCAGAAACCAAAGCAGAGCAGAGAGAUGAAGAUCAGCAGCGGCACAAUGGGCACUAGUCCCAUCGUCGUCCUCGCGACGCUCGUCGUCGCCGGCCUCGCCGCCACCGCCGCGGCCAGGCCUUCCGCCCACGCCAACCCAAUCCGCCUCCCCACCAGCGGCCGGCCGUGGGAGUGCUGCGACUACGUCGUGCGGGACCCGAACUUCAGGCCGGGGAGGUGGCAGUGCAACGACGUUGCCGACGCGUGCUCCCCGAACUGCAACGAGUGCGAGGCGUCGCCGGCCGGCGAUGGCGGCUACGUGUGCCGCGACUGGAUCGUGAGCCUGCUCGAGCCCCCGGUGUGCACGCCGCGGCCGUGGGACUGCUGCGACGUCGCCGUCUGCACCAGGGCGUACAUCCCGUACUGCUGGUGCGCCGACAAGGUGGAGGCGUGCCCGGGCAACUGCAAGGAGUGCGAGCUGGUGGAGUCGGACCCCGCGCCUCGCUACCGCUGCGUCGACCAGUUCCACGGCUAUCCUGGGCCCAAGUGCACGCCGUGGAUGAUCAGCAAGGGCAACUAGCCCAGCCCACUACUACAGUACGUCCACAAAUAAAACUAGCUAGCUAGCGUACGAGCUAACUGAUUGUCCAUUCCAACAUGGACGAUUAGCCUAAGCUUAGCUAGCUGCUGCUACUCUAUUUUCUGUCACUAAAUAAUUGACGAGAAGCCAAUAGGUAGUACUACUCGGUCCCAUGUACUGAUCGAUGUAGUGUACGUGUAGAGUGUGGGUAUGAUCAGCCUUCAUCGUUGAUCAUAUCGAUCUCAUGCAUCUUUGUUCGCGGUUCCAAGAUUGAGUACUCUGCUGCUUUCUCGUCAAGAAUCAAUGAAGAAGGUCGACACACAUAUUACUCGGGACCAAGUAGUACUCACGUCAUUUGUUCAAGGACAGGAAAAGUAUAUACUUGCAUUCCGAAAAAUGCAGAGAACACAAGUUUAACAAGAAGUCAAAGGGUGGUUACAUAUCUAGUGCUGUGGUGCCUCAUGGGUACAUGCAUGCAUCAAGUCUGCACCAAGUUGUCACUAUCCCUUUCAUUUUGGAUUUUUGUAAGGAAGGGGCGAAGGACGUCCUAUCAUGAAUUUGACGGAGUCCACCUCAUCAUAUAUUUGGGAUUUUGGGCCUACUCAUGGACAGCUACAUUCAGACCAUAUAUCAAGGAGGGAAGUACACAAAUAUUGGUUUGAAAAAAAAUAUGGUCUCAUCAUAUGACAAUUUCAACUUGUUUCAAAGAAUCUCAAUGUAAUUUAUUACCUUAUUAAGUGCACAUAAAAGGGAUCUUUUA
Molecule: messenger RNA, 1371 nt
Organism: Setaria italica (foxtail millet)
Lineage: Eukaryota; Viridiplantae; Streptophyta; Magnoliopsida; Poales; Poaceae
Product: Bowman-Birk type bran trypsin inhibitor
Exons: 1
Coding region: 78-611 (177 amino acids)
Cellular component (GO): extracellular region
Molecular function (GO): serine-type endopeptidase inhibitor activity
Source: RefSeq, a predicted model, not a curated record